AUGAUCACUACGUAUCUGGAAACCCGCUACGUGGACCGCGCGAAGCUGAACGACUUGCUGCAGGGCCUAUUCGGGCAGGAAUACAGCGUGGAGAGUUCGGGAGACACAAUCUCAGUGGAGGCACCUAGAGCGCUCACAGAGGUCGACCCAUUAUCACGGAACGCGUCCUGUCCGGGCUGGAUUAAUUAUGCAACGCAGCCUAUGAGCAUGGCCUCCGGAUAUGUGUGGAAGGAUUUCGAGUUCAAACUCCCGGGCCUCUUCGUCGAUGCAACCGAGAGCAGGGUCGGCGUGGUUGUGGCAAACAGAGAUCAGAAUCAAUGGGCAAGCUCCCGAGUUGUGCGCUGCUUUGGAAGAAGGAAAGCUAAUAAUGUUCAUGUCAUCUUGCUGUAA
Messenger RNA from Cryphonectria parasitica EP155, 390 nucleotides. RefSeq lists its product as uncharacterized. The transcript is spliced from 6 exons. The coding region runs from base 1 to 390 and encodes 129 amino acids. Lineage: Eukaryota; Fungi; Ascomycota; Sordariomycetes; Diaporthales; Cryphonectriaceae. The record is from RefSeq and is a predicted model, not a curated record.